Molecule: messenger RNA, 1005 nt
Organism: Sphaeramia orbicularis (orbiculate cardinalfish)
Lineage: Eukaryota; Metazoa; Chordata; Actinopteri; Kurtiformes; Apogonidae
Product: scavenger receptor cysteine-rich type 1 protein M130-like
Exons: 5
Coding region: 82-1005 (307 amino acids)
Cellular component (GO): membrane
Source: RefSeq, a predicted model, not a curated record
GCUGUUUCUGGGAGAGAAUCUGAUCCAUCUUAUCAUGUGUGGUUCAUCAGCCCCACCUGUCUUCUCUCUUCAUCUACACUGAUGGACUGUGUGAGAACAGAUACUGGGACCAGAGGCUCCACCCUGUCCCUCACCUGUUCAGACUCUGUCAGACUGGUCCAUGGUUCCAGUCUGUGUUCAGGCAGACUGGAGGUCCGGUCCAACCAGUCCUGGUCCUCAGUGUGUGAAGAGGAUUUGGACCUUAACGAUACCCAGGUGGUCUGUAGGGAGCUGGGCUGUGGGGCUCCUGGGCUCCUCCAGGGGGGGCUCUAUGGAGAGGGGGAGGCUCCAGUCUGGACCAGUGAGCUCCAGUGUGAAGGAAAUGAGUCUGCUGUCCUGGACUGUAGAAGGUCCAGCUCCGCUGGGAAGACCUGCUCACCUGGAACAGCUGCUGGACUCACCUGUUCAGAUCCAGGUGGUGUCAGGUUGGUGGGACAGCCGAGCCGCUGUGCUGGUACUUUGGAGAUCCAACACCAGGGACACUGGAGACCAGUAGAAGAUGAGUAUAAACUCUGGGACCUGAAGUCUGGAUCUGCUGUGUGUCAACAUCUGGACUGUGGAUCAGCUGUUUCAGUCAACAGAACAGAUAAUUCUACAGACAGACCUGUGUGGGUGGUGUCCGUUCCUUGUGUAAAGCUGACAUCUGGACUGAGGGACUGUGUUGGACUAGAUGAUUUCUAUAAACACUCAUCUGGUGUGGACGUGGUGUGUUCAGAUCUGCUGCCUCAGCCCAACAUCUCCCUGUCUGACGGGGUCUUUGAGGUCUACCAGCAGGGGUUCAGGGUGCUCAUUGGCUCCGAAUUCACCAUCACAUGCUCCGUCCAACCACAGUACCCAGGAGGCUCCUUCCAGCUGAUCUCCGACACCAAGGAGCCGCUGAACCUCACCCAGCCAGCUGUCAAUCACUCCGCCCACUUCCUGUUGUCUGCCAUGGGCUACGCCCACCGGGUCAUGUUGGAUCAGUAG